Actinia tenebrosa (Australian red waratah sea anemone) is the source of this 2282-nucleotide messenger RNA. RefSeq lists its product as uncharacterized. The record is from RefSeq and is a predicted model, not a curated record. NCBI's taxonomy places the organism in Eukaryota, Metazoa, Cnidaria, Anthozoa, Actiniaria, Actiniidae. Gene Ontology annotation, molecular function: Notch binding; calcium ion binding.
UAUGGCGAAAACAUUCAACUUUUCUAUGGUUUUUGGAUUCUGUUUGAUAAUAGUUUUAAUUUUCAAAACUGCGAAUCCCAUGAUCUUUGAAGGAAAGACGAGUUUUCAUUGUGGAGAUAAUCGCUUCUCAAUUGGUUCUCUAUUUAGUGCAGAAAAUGUUGCUCUCUCAGGGUACGUUACCAAGUCAGUAUGGACUCGAUCUUUGGUACACUGUAAUCAAGUGUGCUUGGCAGAACCAGAUUGGUGUGUUUCAGUCAACUUUGAUACCAAAAUAGACCAGGAAAAGAAUAAAAAUCUCUGUGAACUGAAUAGCCAUGGGAUAAGACAAAAUGAAGAAUUCCUUGCAAAUAAAUUUCAAAGUAGAAGAGGUUUUAUUUUCAGUCAAAUUAGACCCGCGAAGUAUGGCUGUUCUUGUGAAAAUGGCGGUACAUGCGACAAUGACUGCUCAUCUUUUGAAGUCAAAUGCCGCUGUACAGAAGGUUUUUACGGCACAAAAUGUGAAUAUAUCGACAAUUGUCAAGGAAUCACAUGUGAAAACGGCGGAACUUGUAAAGACUUGGUGAACAACUUCACUUGUUCGUGUGUGCCUGGUUACACAGGACGAUUCUGUGAGAAUGACAUCGAUGAUUGUCAGGGGAUCACAUGUGAAAACGGCGGAACUUGUCAAGACUUGGUGAACAACUUCACAUGUUCGUGUGUGCCUGGUUACGAGGGACGAUUAUGUGACAAUGAUAUCGAUGAUUGUCAAGGAAUCACAUGUGGAAACGGCGGAACUUGUAAAGACUUGGUGAACGACUUCACAUGUUCGUGUGUGGCUGGUUACACAGGACGAUUCUGCGAGAAUGAUAUCGAUGAUUGUCAAGGAAUCACAUGUAGAAGUGGUGGAACUUGUAAAGACUUGGUGAACAACUUCACAUGUUCGUGUGUGCCUGGUUACACAGGACGAUUCUGUGAGAAUGAUAUCAAUGAUUGUCAAGGAAUCACAUGUCAAAAUGGCGGGACCUGUCAAGACUUGUUGAAUAACUUCACAUGUUCGUGUGUGCCUGGUUACACUGCACGAUUCUGUGAGGAUAUCGAUGACUGUCAAGGAAUCACAUGUAAAAACGGCGGAACUUGUCAAGACUUGGUGAACAACUUCAAGUGUUCGUGUGUGCCUGGUUACACGGGACGAUUUUGUGAGAAUGAUAUCGAUGACUGUCAAGGAAUCACAUGUAAAAACGGCGGAACUUGUAAAGACUUGGUGAACAAUUUCACGUGUUCGUGUGUGCCUGGUUACACGGGACGAUUUUGUGAGAAUGAUAUCGAUGACUGUCAAGGAAUCACAUGUGGAAACGGCGGAACUUGUAAAGACUUGGUGAACGACUUCACGUGUUCGUGUGUGCCUGGUUACACUGGUCGAUUCUGUGAGAAUGAUAUCAAUGAUUGUCAAGAAAUCACAUGUCAAAAUGGCGGGACCUGUAAAGACAUGCUGAAUAACUUCACAUGUUCGUGUGUGCCUGGUUACACUGGACGAUUCUGUGAGUCAUCAACCUGUGACAUUACGUACGCUACGUAUUCAGUCAAUAAUGUCAUUCUAUACCCAUGGACUAAAGCAGCCUAUGCCAUGACCUUCUGUACRUGGGUACAGCUUAAAGACUCCAGGAACCAAUACCCAGCUUCAUUUAAGUACUCUAACCGUGGAUUGGGAUUCAUGUAUCGAACAGAUGGGACUGUAUUACUUCGUAUAGACUCUAGCAGUAUAACCUUAAACAUGAAGAUCCAACGAGAUGGUAACUGGCAACACCUGUGCAUCGCAUGGAGAAACACAGACGGCAAUGUGUCCAGCUAUCGUAACGGACAACUCGUAGAUAGCCGGCGGUCCUUCACAACUGGGGGCUCAAUCGUAGGAACUGGGACUUUAAACAUCUGUAGGAGAUCUGACCUCCGUGCUGCAUUCAUUGGGAAAAUCAGCAACUUCAAUAUCUGGUCAUAUUUUAUGACCGCUAAACAAAUCGCGAGCAUGGCCUCGAGUUGUCAACCGCUGACCAGUGAAGGAGAUUUAGUCAGUUGGUCUAAAGUUAAGAAUACGAGAAUGGAUGGACAAGUGUCUAAAGCCUGUCCUGGAACCUGUUAUGUUUAGAGACUAUACCGCAUGAUUUGGGUACUGAAGACUCACUUGAAUCAAAAGUUAUCCAAAAUUACAGACGUCACUACAUCAUCGGUUUUUUGAACCACUACCGGUAGCGAUCAACAUCUUCACACUAUAAAAGUGUUGAAGAAACAACAUUGAACAGCAGAGACAA